AUGGGCGCAGUGAUCUACUUCGGUGGAAUGUUAUUGGAAAAAGCCAACAUUGUCAAGACUAGGGACUACUCUGAAGUACAUCACGGUGCAGCAGAUGUCGAAAAAGGAAGUACCGCACAGACCAAGUACAUCAGCACUUUACACAGACUUUAUUUUGGAAGCAAAAAAAAAAAACUUCAACACUGUGAAUUGAUAAAAUAUCAGGACGAUUUUAAACACUCAAAUGUUAUGCGGUAUUCGCUGCACUGUUUCAUAAUGAACCAACCACCAAAAAUUCAAGCAGACGUAGACAAUCUUGUAGACAUAAUGAAGACAACAUUCAACAGAGCUGCUAUCAGUGCAAUUGAAGAAGCAACAAGAAUGCAGUACAAGAGCAGCUUGUGGUAUGAGAUGAGGUAUGGCCGUAUCACAGCUUCAAAGGCACAUGAAGGGAGCGUAUGUCAUACACCUGAUGGUUCAUUGGUUGCUACUAUAAUGGGCGCGCAAAAAUACCAGAUACUAUUACAAUGA
Molecule: messenger RNA, 510 nt
Organism: Acanthoscelides obtectus
Lineage: Eukaryota; Metazoa; Arthropoda; Insecta; Coleoptera; Chrysomelidae
Source: the annotation of a GenBank genome assembly